UGCGCGCAAUAUUUUUCCCCUGUCUAGUUUGUCUAGUUCAACGCGGUUUGGAUUUAGAUUUAAUAACACUAGUUUCACAAAAUUCUAAAUUAUACAAUAGUUUUGUUACAAACAAGUAUUUUGUAUGCAUGUUAAAUAAUGAUAUUCAAGCAACUGUUAUCGUCAAGUUUCAAUGUAAGCCAGCAUCUUCGUUACAAAGUGCGUCUGACGAAAGACAUCGCAGCUCCUACGCAAUUACCCUCAGUCCGUACCUCGUAUGUGUGCCAUGUCCGUUACGUGUCCAGCUUUGACGCCAGCAAGGACGACCCGUCCCUUCCGGGAACGUCUAUAUUCAAUAUUAAGAAAACGAUCAAAUCAUCUCCGUACGAGUGCACGGAGGGCUUCACCUGUAUUCGUACGGUAUGCCCCGUUUGUAACGUCGUACCGGGCCAGCUGGACCCUGGUUCUCAGGCGUCGAAGAAGGAAACCAUCUACGUGAAUAAAACCACCGGGAACUUUACCUGUUCCGCGUGUCAACAUUUAGGCCGUUGGGACCACAUAGAGAAGUUCUUCCUGCCGUGUAGCAAAAGUGCCCGAACGGUUCAGGAAAUGCGAAAGCUACGAGAUGCAUUUCUGGAUGGGAAGAAAUCGGAGCAGAAACAGUCGGUUGAUGUUCCUGGCGGUUCGGUGGUGGUCGACGAGAAACUUGGGGAACACAUUAGCAAUAUAUUAGGGUUGCAGGAAAAUCCUGCAUCCAGCUUAGUUGCCAUAGGAUCUCGAUGGGACGGUGAAAAAAGUCUUCUAUACGUCCCGCUUACUGACGUAGAAUCUAGAGUAGUUGGCUAUAGGGUUCUCAGUAGAACGCACCAGAAUGGCGAAAAUAUGAUUAUAGAACGAACCAUUCCCGAAGCUAAUUGUGCCGGUUUGGUGCUAUUACGGUGUUCAUCUGGAAUCACAACUACAAAAGCUUCCGCCAAAGACCAAUCGAGUGGUGUUCUUGUACUUAAUGUUCUGGAUCUUUUGGCAUUGAGUACAGCAAAAUUGAAUGUAACGGCCAUCUGUCUUCCACACGAUCUGAAAAGUCUACCUCAACAGUGCCUUCCUGGGUUAGAACGGUAUCAUAAAUUGACACUGUGGUUCAAUUACGACACGGCAGGGUGGGAUACUGCUCGUAACUACGCCAAAAAACUAGACGAGAGGCGAUGUACCUUUGUUAGACCCACGGACGCACAUCCGACUCCGGCUAAAGCUCUUUCGCUAGGGUUGGACUUGAAAGGAAUUUUGGCCAAAGCUCAACCUAUACUGCACCAGUCCAUUACGACGUUUCACUCGCUACGUCAGGACGUCCUGAGUGAUCUGCAGAACAUCGAUAAGGUUCAGGGUGUUAAAUGGAAGCGAUAUCCAACUCUGAACAAGUUGCUAAAAGGCCAUCGCAAGGGGGAGCUGACGGUCCUGACCGGUCCAACCGGUUGCGGGAAAACUACUUUCAUGUCUGACUAUUCCUUGGAUCUUGCCCUGCAGGGAGUAUCAACACUUUGGGGAUCUUUCGAAAUUCGUAAUACGCGAUUGGCUUCUACACUGUUGAGACAAAUGGCCGGACGACCUCUGGAUGCGCAUUUAUCUGAGUUUGACUACUGGGCCGACGAGUUCGAACGGUUACCAAUUUAUUUCAUGACCUUCCAUGGCCAGCAACCCAUCAAAGUAGUGAUGGAGGCCAUCGAGCAUGCCCAGUAUGUGAACGACAUUCAUCAUGUGAUCAUCGACAAUCUCCAAUUUAUGAUGGGAGUUUCGGAGGAUACCAAGCAUCUGGAUCGCUAUUGGAAGCAAGAUGCCAUCAUCGCAGCGUUUCGGACGUUUGCCACGCGAAAGAACUGUCACGUGACGCUGGUAAUUCAUCCCAGGAAGGAACGUGAUACGGACGAUCUGACAACCAGCUCAAUUUUCGGCGGAGCGAAAGCUUCUCAGGAAGCCGACAACGUAUUAAUCAUCCAGGACAAACGAUUGACUUCGGUUCGGGGGAAGAAAUACCUGCAGGUAGCGAAGAAUCGAUACAGCGGAGAUCUGGGCAUUAUGCCCCUGGACUUCGACAAAACUAGUCUCAGCUAUGCUCAGAAAAAGAAAAAGUCUGAAAUAAUAGAGCCAAGCGAACCAACCGAAGCUACAAUUAGUGAUUCCUAAGGCAUUUGCAUUAACUUUAUUGUUAAAAAGUACAAGACCAAAAGAUUUAUUAGACACUUAUAUUAAAUUAU
Molecule: messenger RNA, 2228 nt
Organism: Aedes albopictus (Asian tiger mosquito)
Lineage: Eukaryota; Metazoa; Arthropoda; Insecta; Diptera; Culicidae
Gene: mtDNA-helicase
Product: mitochondrial DNA helicase
Exons: 3
Coding region: 139-2157 (672 amino acids)
Biological process (GO): mitochondrial DNA replication
Cellular component (GO): mitochondrion
Molecular function (GO): ATP binding; 5'-3' DNA helicase activity; single-stranded DNA binding
Source: RefSeq, a predicted model, not a curated record